Molecule: messenger RNA, 1029 nt
Organism: Penaeus vannamei (Pacific white shrimp)
Lineage: Eukaryota; Metazoa; Arthropoda; Malacostraca; Decapoda; Penaeidae
Source: RefSeq, a predicted model, not a curated record
UUCCCUGGAUGAGCGGCCGCCUCACCCAGUCCCAAGGUCCACCUCGCUCCAUCCCUGGGCAGCCGGACAUUGGGGCUCGCUACCCGUGUUCCCUCCUGCCAGCACACCUGAAGGAACAGGUGAUCGUCGUCAUUCGGUUGGAAAGUCGGUUAAAAACGCGACUUUAGCAGGAUAAGGUCAGUUUGUGUUCAGUAAGCACACCUAGCAAGAUGGUUCCUCUGUCGAUGGUUUAUGGCUUUGUUGUCCCUCUUUCUGCUGCCUUCGUCGCCCUGAUCAUCGUCUCGGUUUACAGAUUCUACAGGAAAAAGGAAACGACCACUGGCUCUCUUCCCAUUGAAGUGAACUCGAAAACUCCUUACUUCAUGGCCUCGCAGUUCUCGUCUCCGUCCUUCACGCCCUUUGGAUCAGCCCUGAAGGAGAACGCCGACAGAGUCACAUCUAAUAUCUCCAGGAAGAACCUACGUGCCAUAUACAGUCCCCAUUCCGAAGCGGUGAAGAAGAACUUGAACGAGACCCAGCUGACAGCGACGAGCCCGAUCCUGGCAGCUGCCCUGGAGGACGUCCUUCGCCUGAGUCAAGAGGUCUUCGAGCUGAGGAACGCCAGGGCUUCCCUACGACGGAUGCAAACACCGUCUCGCUCCAAGAGUGAAAUCCUCUCUAGUAAGGACCGUGAAGGAUGCAGUUCCUUCGCUGACGGAGACUCGCCCAUGGACGCGGUUUUGGCACUUGCUUCGCCGUCGGCCAACCAUUGCCAGGACUCUGAGGACACGACGACGAACGACCAGUGGACGGAAAUCGAUCUAGGAGACACUUCCAGCGCUGCCGUCUGGGUUCGGACGGAUUCUAUAACUUUUGUUUAAUUCCCAGAAUAAAAAAGUGUCUGUAUCUCAAUUUUCAGUCCAUCCCCAAAUUGUUUAUGGACAAUGUCAUAACGUUCAGAUCGGGAAUCAACAUGGCUACAGUUUAGGAGAUAGGAGUUGCAUUUUGAGUUUGUGAACAGAUCCAGUCAACAACACCAAUAAAUAUGGA